AUGUUCACGGGAACGACACCAGAAUCGCUCAUUCCGCGCUCGGAUUCGCGCAACCCGGCUACAACAUGCAAAGGCAUUACUAAAUCGGGACGACCCUGCAGACGUCCUAUUGAUGCGAAAGCAUCUAAUGAUGAGGGUGUUAUCGCUGUAGUAUCCGUUGUUAGCGACGACAGCGACGAUGACGAGAUUGGCGCCGCCGCCUACUUCUGCUGGCAACACAAAGACCAAGCCGAGCAAUUGGCCGCGCAAGCAUCGAGCGGUCCGGCGACUCAGCUUUACCCGUUGAAAGAGAGGAACAGUAUCGACACGCUCGUGGAACGACUGGGUGUCCUUGAUUUUGGAGAACCGGAGGAAGUCGCGCCCAAGAAGAAUGGAAGGAGGAGAACAUCUGGAUCUCGUCCGCCGCGGCGCAUCAAUCGACCAGCUACCUGGGACAACGUAGAAGGGCCGUUGAUGUCUGUACCGAGCGAUGUCAUGGCAGCAAGAAAGCGCCGAGACCAUCGACCGCCGAAGCCACCGCCACAGAGGAAAAAGAAGAGUUUUUGGGCUUCAUUGUGCUGUGGGUCUGCGGAUGACGAGGAAUAUACAGAGGUCGUGCGACACAAGAGAAGGACAGAUGAAAAGCCAGUAUCGGAGGACGAUGCACAAGAGACUCCCAUGCAGCAGGUACCACAGCAACCGCCUCGAGUACGACAAGAUCAUCGAAGGCCGAGCGGACAGACCUCGAGACCUUCAUCUUCCUCGCGACCACCUCCCACAUCGCGACCACCAAGUGAUCAACCUGCCCGCAAGCCACUAGGAGAAAAGCCCGCUCGACCUGUCAAUCGGACAACUCGCGAAGAGUCAGAAACAGCCAAGCUACUCCGCUACAUCCCGAACACAGUACCACCACAACUCGCGUCGACCCUGCUCGCCCAACUCUCAAAGCCCAUUUCACCCCACGACGAAGAAGGCUACAUCUACAUCUUCUGGCUCACCCCCGAAGCCGCCGGCCCUGCACCAUCCUCCGCUGCGUCGACGCUUCUCUCACCACCAUCACGUACAGAUCAAAGUAGGCGAACUUCAGAUGUCAUGCGCCAAUUCUCCGUCAAAGGCGGACAGCCCAACACCACCCGCUCAAGAUCCGGAUCCGCAAACUCCCCACCAGAAAAAGAUACUAUCCUCCUCAAAAUCGGGCGCGCAAACAACGUCCACCGCCGUAUGAACGAAUGGACUCGCCAGUGCGGAUACAGUCUAUCCCUCGUACGGUACUAUCCCUACGUUUCUUCUUCCACGCCCUCUCCUCAGCCCUCGCCCGCACAGUCACGGCGGCAAUCAGGUGCGAAUGCUGGGGCUGCCUCUGAUGGCGUGAGGAAAGUGCCGCAUGCGCAUCGUGUGGAGCGCCUGAUUCAUCUCGAGCUUGCGGAUCAGCGUGUCAUCAAGCAGUGCGAUGCUUGUGGUAAGUCGCAUAAAGAGUGGUUUGAAGUCGAGGCUACGAAGGAGGGGGUGAAGAAGGUGGAUGAGGUUGUGAAGCGGUGGGUUGAGUGGGCUGAGAAUAACAAUGAAGGAUGA
Alternaria incomplexa is the source of this 1551-nucleotide messenger RNA. RefSeq lists its product as uncharacterized. The coding region runs from base 1 to 1551 and encodes 516 amino acids. The transcript has a single exon. Lineage: Eukaryota; Fungi; Ascomycota; Dothideomycetes; Pleosporales; Pleosporaceae. The record is from RefSeq and is a predicted model, not a curated record.